AUGGAGCAUCACGAACACCAGAUACAGUUCUUACCAAAAGACCCCCUUGAAAUAGACUAUGAGGCAUUACCAGAGGAUGCAUCUUUGGCUGCACAUUUGAGUGCUGGUGCUUUGGCCGGUAUAGCUGAACAUACAGUGAUGUUUCCUAUAGAUUCAAUCAAGACGAGGAUGCAAAUGAAUUUGUCAACAAAAGACUUAUCCCGUGGGUUGGUGAAAUCAAUAUCACGAAUCAGUUCGACUGAAGGUUUCAGGGCCUUGUGGAAAGGUGUUUCAUCAGUAAUACUAGGCGCAGGUCCAGCACAUGCAAUUUAUUUUUCAGUUUUUGAGUCAACAAAGACAUUCCUUGUCAAUAGAUUGACAAAUUCUCCUCAUUCAACAAGAAUAGUCACUGAUGCAAAUCAUCCGCUUAUAGCCAGUUGCGCGGGUGUUGCUGCCACCACAGCAUCUGAUGCGUUAAUGACUCCAUUUGAUAUGUUGAAACAAAGAAUGCAAGCUAGCGCUGCACAUACUGAAAACAAAUCAACCUCGGUAAGAUUGAUUAAAUUGGCUCGUGAUAUAUACAAACACGAAGGUGUCUCUGCCUUUUUUAUUUCAUACCCAACAACCUUAUUCACAAACAUUCCAUUUGCUGCAUUGAACUUUGGAUUCUACGAAUACAGUUCAUCAUUACUUAAUCCAAAUAACUCAUAUAACCCAUAUUUACAUUGUGUUAGUGGAGGUAUAGCGGGAGGUGUUGCUGCUGCAUUAACCACACCGUUGGAUUGUGUUAGAACAGUAUUACAAACUAAAGGUAUAUCACAAAAUGAAAGUUUGAGACAUGUCACUGGAUUCAAAACUGCUGCAAAAGCAUUAUAUAAAGAAGCUGGGUAUGCUGCAUUUUGGAAAGGUCUUAAACCAAGAGUAAUAUUCAAUAUCCCAGGUACAGCUAUAUCGUGGACAGCAUAUGAAUUCUGCAAGGAGAUCUUGAUUAAAGGAUAA
Messenger RNA from Lodderomyces orthopsilosis Co 90-125, 978 nucleotides. RefSeq names its product Fe(2+) transporter (gene MRS4). The coding region runs from base 1 to 978 and encodes 325 amino acids. Gene Ontology annotation, molecular function: ferrous iron transmembrane transporter activity. The transcript has a single exon. Gene Ontology annotation, cellular component: mitochondrial membrane. The record is from RefSeq and is a predicted model, not a curated record. Lineage: Eukaryota; Fungi; Ascomycota; Pichiomycetes; Serinales; Debaryomycetaceae. Gene Ontology annotation, biological process: iron import into the mitochondrion.